Messenger RNA from Aspergillus eucalypticola CBS 122712, 1338 nucleotides. Its product is annotated as intradiol ring-cleavage dioxygenase. Gene Ontology annotation, molecular function: ferric iron binding; oxidoreductase activity, acting on single donors with incorporation of molecular oxygen, incorporation of two atoms of oxygen. The transcript is spliced from 2 exons. NCBI's taxonomy places the organism in Eukaryota, Fungi, Ascomycota, Eurotiomycetes, Eurotiales, Aspergillaceae. The coding region runs from base 367 to 1338 and encodes 323 amino acids. The record is from RefSeq and is a predicted model, not a curated record.
CUUUGACAUUCGGUGAAGAUGAGAGACUGCCCUGGUGAUCUAUACCUUCCAGGUAUAUAGAUGCCAAGGUAAUUGCGACAUCUUGCCCCGUUUAUAUGGCCAAGAAGUCGGUACCAAACGGAGCGUCCAGUGAAGUUUGGCAAAUUGCCAAGCAAGUGUGCUCUAUGUGAUGGCUACUACGGUCCACAUUUCGAUAGCGAGGAGCGCUGACGAGAGCAAUGAGAGGAAUUCAAAUCGUCAUGUGCUCGCAUUGACUCUGCGAAGCGAGUCAAGAGGCGUCUAUAUAAAGCCACCCAUUCCUCCUCUUUUUCGGUCAACAACAUCGCCCAGACCAGCAACACCUCUCCACUAGAAUCAUUUCUUAAGAUGCACUUCUCCAAGCUCAUUUUUACUCUCCUCGUGGCGGGCACAGCAGUUGCCCAUCCUGGCCCACACGACAUCCUUCCCCGUGCAGAGAUUCAGCGGCGCAGUGAAAUGGCCAAGCGAUGCGCCAGCCAUAUUGGAAGCUUUAAUCAGCGCCGCAUGGCUAAGCGAGCAAUGCAGAAGCGUUGGGAGGGAUCCGGCCACAAUACUACGUUCGAGAUAGUCACCGAGGCUCCCUACUACGAGACUAUCCAGAACAACACUUGCGUGCUCACACCAGAGGUCACCCGCGGUCCCUAUGUCUGGCCUCGCUCCCAGACCCUUCGUCAAGACAUGGCCGAAGACCAGCCAGGUGUGCCCCUCUGGCUCGACAUAGGAGUUCUGGACAUGGCCACAUGUGAUCCGUUGCCUAACGCCCUCCUCGACUUGUGGCACUGCAACGCAACGGGCUCCUACUCCUCAUUCACGGGUCUCUCCCCCAACACCCCCUUCGCAACACUCCUCUCUGAGUUCAAUGUUACCGAUUAUGACAUGGGUGUCACGGACCUGCACACGGACGAUACCACCUGGCUGCGUGGUAUGUGGCCGACGAACGAGGACGGCGUUAUGGAGAUGAAGACUAUAUUCCCAGGCUUCUACGUUGAACGUGCCAUCCACAUCCACGCCCAAGUCCAUACCGACUGGACUGUUCGUGAAAAUGGUACCAUCAUCGCCAGUAACGCCGUCAGCACUGGCCAGCUGUACUUUGAGGAGGAGCUUGAACAGAAGAUUAUGAGUAUGGAGCCUUAUGCGUCUCAUACGCAGAUCAACCGGACCACGAAUGCUGAAGACACGGUAUUCCCUGAGGAUCUUGAGGGUGGAUAUAACCCGGUUGUGUCUGUUGUUCCUGUGGAUGAGGACGAUCUGCCCAAGGGUUUGAUCGGAUAUAUCACUAUUGGUGUGGACACGACGGCAAUUGAGACGUUCAGUAAAUAG